AUGGUUCUAGACAGACCAACGAACGACUCAGAAAGGCUCCGUGCAUUGGAAGAGGAUGUAGGAAAUGACAUUCAUGAUGUUAUCUCUCCGCGCAGCAGCAGUGGAGCUAGGACUGCCGCCUUGAAACGAAUGGAGGUUCUCAUUGGUAGCGCAUGCGUCCAAUUCACCAGCCAAACUCCUGCAUCUGGGAAUGUAGAAGAUUUACAUGAGCUCAUGCGGCUGCAAGAUGGCUUCGAAUGCAACCUUCCUUCCAAGCUUCUUCCGUGGAUCUCAUUGUCUUCACCGAAACUAGAAUACCUAUCCCAAUCCAGCAAGAAUUCAGGGAUUGGAACGGAUGGUCUAAAUCUGGACAAGGACGAUGAUUACUCUGCCCUGAAAGAACUCACCACGCAAUUGUGUCUCUCCCUCUCAAUCGUUCAGGGAGUUGCCUUGAACCACCCACGAAGCAAAAGGUGGUUAGGGAAAAUCAAAUCGUUGGAGAUACUUGUCGACCUCUUACUUGCAUCAAGACAUGUGCCAUCGAGUAUAGACAGCCCAGCUUCUUCGUCAACCUCGUCUAAGCGUGGCGUAACACCUCCUUCUCUUACAUCUGCAAUUCUGGAUACUAUGUUGUGCAUAUUGGUCGAUUCUACUCCUGCUCUUCGGGCUUUCGAGGAGUGUAACGGAGUACAGGCAAUUGUCAAGAUACUAAAAAGAGCAGGAAGUCCCAGGGAAGUCCGGAUGAAGUGCUUGGAAUUCUUGUAUUUUUACCUGCUUGACGAAACGAAACCGUCCAUUCCCACAACCUCUAUGUCUACCGGUGGGUCAACGCUGAUCGACUCGGUCCAGACAGUUCCGAAUACGCCUUCGCAACAACAUGGUUCGGAUACGCGAUCUCAUCUAGGAUCUCGCGCAUCCAACUUAUCUCAAAGUUCGCUCUUCUCUCCGACAGUGCCUAAUACGCCUCGUGAGAACACGCAUUCAAGACAAAAUUCUCGAUCAAUAAUACGCGGUGCCUCUAACUCAUCCAUCUCUUCCACGACAUCCUCAUCAUCGACCUCGUCAGUAGGGUCUGGCUCCACAGCCCCGCGAGCUCAAUCAAAGAAACCUUAUUUGAAUGGGCUCGCAGCUCCCAUCAGACCUUCACCGAAACCAAGAUCGGAGUAUGGUUCUUCAACUUUUUCUUUUCCACAUUCGUCUUAUUCAGGUCCGAGUGUUAGGUCCGAAGCGGCGAGUGAGAAGGGCUAUAUCACCGAGAGCUCCCCGAGCUCUCGGUCAAACUCCAAUCACCUAAACCAAGCUGCAUUAGGGCGUCAGGUUGUAUCGGACGCCGAGGGAAAGACUCUCCGUUCGGUUUCCUCAGGCUCUACGAAGUCGUUUACUUCUACAUCUUCCACUACAUCAGCUGCCUCAGCUACUUCUUCAGCGACCACCGCUCCCGGAUCCGCGGAAUGUUCGCCUAAGAAGCCCUCAGGCGGGUUACCAUUGCUUCCCACUAUACCAUCCGGGACGGUUUUCAAGACCCCUCCUGGGUCUCCGGAGAUGGAAUUUGCUGCGCCGCCCAGGCUACAUUCUCGAACUAGUAGAGAUACAAGGACUCCUUCUGCGCCUCGAACUCCUGCCAUUACUAGUCUAUCAUCAAAGACGCCUUCUGGGCCACCCAGAACGCCUGCAUACAAGUCUUCUCAUCACGGGGUUCUCCGAAGUGAGGGCAAACAAUUAUUUCCCAGUGGUGCCUCCGGAGGACAAGCUCGCUCCUUAAUGAUGCUCGCGAAGGAUGUUGACUUUGUUCCACAGAGUCCGCAGAAGAUGCAGACAUUCCGGAGGGAUAAUGAUCCUGCAAGUGCUGCUCCGAGUCCAAGUGUCGGGGUGAGCGUAGGGACUGUUACUGGGAUGGGAGGAAGGAGGACGAGAACUCAUUCGAGGACGAGGUCUGCUUUUGCACUAGGCGCAACUUCGACGAGAAUUUCUUCACGGGCGAGCUCUAGGGAACGUGGUCAUUCCAGAGCUAGGUCUGUCGGGAGGGCGGAGCCUGAAUUGUCUCAGGAGCCAAAUCAGCAAGUGGAAAUGCGAGAUACAGAUUAUGCUACUCCUGCUCCUGCAAUGACAGGAAUAUCGUUAUCACAAAGGAACACGACGGCGGAAGUUAGCAAGGAGGGGCUUCGUAUGGACAUUCGUGCUCGGACUACAGAGGAGAAGAAAGAACUAUUAGGAACGAUGUUAGGGAAUGUCGAUGCAUUGGUGGAAGGGGUACGGAAAGCUGGCAUCUGGGGCUUGGGCUAA
Molecule: messenger RNA, 2262 nt
Organism: Lentinula edodes (shiitake mushroom)
Lineage: Eukaryota; Fungi; Basidiomycota; Agaricomycetes; Agaricales; Omphalotaceae
Product: cell division control protein 14, SIN component-domain-containing protein
Exons: 6
Coding region: 1-2262 (753 amino acids)
Source: RefSeq, a predicted model, not a curated record